Molecule: messenger RNA, 747 nt
Organism: Amorphotheca resinae ATCC 22711
Lineage: Eukaryota; Fungi; Ascomycota; Leotiomycetes; Helotiales; Amorphothecaceae
Exons: 2
Coding region: 1-747 (248 amino acids)
Biological process (GO): ubiquinone biosynthetic process
Cellular component (GO): mitochondrial inner membrane
Molecular function (GO): lipid binding
Source: RefSeq, a predicted model, not a curated record
AUGGCUUCCAAAAUCCGGACGCUGCGGCUGCGGCCUCUCAAUGCCAAACCAUGCAACCGACUCUACCACUCCUAUGAGCAUCCGCCACCACCCGGCCCGUUCAAUGCUGCCGAGACAUCCAUCCUGACUGCCGCGCUCCCCCAUAUUCCCUCUCACGGCUUCACACAUACCUCACUCGCCCGGGGAGCUAAAGACGCCGGGUAUAUCGAUGCAUCGACCAACCUGUUCCCUAGUGGCGCGUUCAGCCUUGUACAUUACCACCUCUACACCCAGCGCAUGGCACUCGCUCGCCACAAACACAUCCUGGAAGCAUCGGCUGCGGAUGGGAAGCCGCUGGGCGUGGGCGCCAAGGUCAAGGCGUUGACCUGGGAGAGACUGAUGGGGAACAAGGAGAUCAUCCAUCGUUGGCAGGAAGCUUUGGCUCUCCUUGCCCAACCGUCCAAUGUGCCCACCUCCGUUUCUGAACUUGCUUCCCUGUCAGACGAGAUCUGGUUCCUGGCGGGUGAUACCUCGGUCGAUACGAGCUGGUAUACGAAGCGGGCUUCGCUCUCUACUAUCUACGCUGCUACGGAACUCUUCAUGACGACAGACAAAUCAACCGAUUUUGCUGAUACCAAGGAAUUCCUGAACAGAAGGUUCACGGACAGUCAGGUUGUUGGCGGGGCGGUUAGAAGCGUAGGGGAAUGGGUAGGCUUCACUGCACAUGCGGGCCUGAACGUUUUACGGAGCAAAGGUGUAAGAAUAUAA